Messenger RNA from Pezoporus flaviventris, 4871 nucleotides. RefSeq names its product lysine demethylase 3A (gene KDM3A). NCBI's taxonomy places the organism in Eukaryota, Metazoa, Chordata, Aves, Psittaciformes, Psittacidae. Gene Ontology annotation, molecular function: transcription coregulator activity; histone H3K9 demethylase activity; chromatin DNA binding. The record is from RefSeq and is a predicted model, not a curated record. Gene Ontology annotation, biological process: regulation of transcription by RNA polymerase II. Gene Ontology annotation, cellular component: chromatin; histone deacetylase complex. The transcript has 24 exons. The coding region runs from base 583 to 4191 and encodes 1202 amino acids.
ACCUUCUGAGGACAGUGUUGUUACAAGUGUGAAUUUCUCAAGUAUAGCUUCACUUUUGUACUUGUAACAUGUAAUAUGAAGGGAGACUAAAUCUCCUUGUAUAGCUAGAGCUAGGCAGAGCCUGUAAGCAUUUGAAGUUGGUAUGUUCUGCCUAAGAUACAGGGAUGUAUUUUUAUGACUUUGCUUCCCUCCCAAGCCGCUGUUCUGUACAAAGUUAAUUCCUUCUCCCUCUAGUCUCAUGUUUCUUCCUCCUUUCAUGAAACUGCAGCUAAGCAAAGAAAGAAAAAGGGUCAAUAAUAGGAUUCUAAGGGUAGUGUAUAUUUAUAUCUUGUUUUACUCUGCCUCAAGUGCUGUUAAUUCUUCAGUGAUCCUUGGUCUGAGACAACAAGAAUUGGAAUGACUGAUAUGAUGGCUGCCUGGCACAGAUGAUUUGUGAGAUUUGGACUUAGUGCAUAGAAAAACCUGAGCUACACUGUACAAGCCAGAGAACUAAGCUUCCUGUAACUGCCAUGCAUGGCUGGCUAGGCAAAUGAGUCAGUGGAGACUUACAAAUCCUUAGUGGACAAAGCUGGUCUGGGAUCAAUGGUUUCAGUACGUUAUCUUGGUGAAGAGAGAUGUGUUUUUCUUUCUAAAGACCUUUUGACACCCAUUCAGGAUGUGGACAAUUCCAGGCUUCCUCUUAAGGAUGAUCAAAAUGUUAAUGAAGAAAUUCAGGCUCUGGUUAAGAAGCACCUGGAUGAAACACGCUUGGUGCAAGGUGGGAAAAACAUCAUUGGUUCAAAAAUCAGAAUUUAUAGCCUGGAUCCAUCUACUCAGUGGUUCACAGCAGUUGUUGUCAAUGGUAAUCCAACCACCAGAACUCUAGAGGUCAACUGUCAGGAGAUUCCAGCUUUAAAAACUCUCGAUCCAGAGUUAAUUCACGUUGAAAUCAUAUAUGACAGCAAUGGAAAAUCUGAUAAAUCUAAAAGAGUUGGGGGCAUGAAAAGGAAAUCAUCUGAGAACAGUGGAAGUGUUGAUGCUAAACACCCAAAAUCUUCUCUUGAGGUCUCUCCCAGUCAGGGAGCUGUGCAGUCAGUACCAACUGUGUUGGGUGAAGCAUUGCUUGGCUGUACUCCUGCUAAUAAAGACCAAAGGCAUCCAGGCCUGCCCCUGCCAGCUAACUCACCACCCAAUCUUGGUGCAGAAACUCCUCAGGGCACGUGUAGACGAAGCUUACCAGAAACUCAUCCUUCUUGUCUUAAUACUGGAAUGAAACCACUGAAGGAGGAUCUGCCAGCCUUUCCUAAAGUGGGCUUUGUAUCUAAAGAACAAACACAAAACCUUACCGAUCCAAAUGGUAAAUAUACCUCUUUGACAACCUCAAGAUCUUCAUCUGUGACUGAUUCAGCUAAGGAAAAAGGAACCAGCAUGAAAACCACCAAUGAACCUCUUGUGAAGCCCACCACAAACUUUCCAAAAGAAUACACUGCUGUAAAACAGUUGCAGCAUCCAAACCCUUCCAUAGCAAUACCCCGGGGCAGCAGCACUGCUGAGCUGCAGCGGACUUUAGACUGCAGACCCUCCACCUCAGAUGCUCAUCUUCACUGUUUUACUGAGUCUGGAUUUAAAUCACACAGCAAUUGCAACAGCCACAAAGGAAACAAACCAGAUGAACUUGCAGACAUGGAGCUUUUUAUUAGAAGAAAUUCAGCUGAGAUUCCUUAUGACAGAACUGAGAGUGAAGGCUUCUGGACUGGAAGUGCCAAGGUCCAGGAUAAUAUACUAGUUCGCAAGUCCAUUUUAUCAGAUGCUUCUAAAGUGAAGAAGCUGCAGCAAAGUGGAGAAGCAUUUGUACAGGAUGGUUCCUGCAAUAACAUUGCACCUCACUUGCACAAAUGCAGGGAAUGCCGUUUGGAUAGCUACAGGAAGAACAAAGAGCAGAAAGACUCCACUGUCUUCUGUCGAUUCUUUCACUUUAGAAGGUUGCAGUUUAAUAAGCAUGGAAUACUACGUGAGGAAGGCUUCCUAACUCCAAAUAAGUAUGAUCCUGAGGCUAUUAGCUUGUGGCUGCCUUUAUCAAGAAAUGUUGUGGGUCUAGAUCUUGACACAGCCAAGUACAUCCUGGCCAACAUUGGAGACCACUUCUGUCAGCUGGUGAUAUCUGAAAAGGAAAUGAUGUCUACAAUUGAACCACACAGACAGGUCGCCUGGAAGCGUGCAGUUCGUGGAGUCCGGGAGAUGUGCGACGUGUGUGACACCACAAUCUUCAACCUUCACUGGGUCUGCUCCAAGUGUGGCUUUGGUGUGUGUGUAGAUUGCUACAGGAUGAAGAAGAAAAGCUUGCAUGAAGAUGAUGACUCGGAUACUUUCUCCUGGUUUAAAUGUGUGAAGGGGCAGGUACAUGAACCAGAGAAUCUGAUGCCUACACAAAUCAUUCCUGGAAAAGCUCUCUACGAUGUAGGUGAUAUUGUUCACUCCAUAAGAACAAAAUGGGGAAUAAAGGCUAAUUGUCCUUGUGCAAAUAAGCAGUUCAAAGCACUAUCAAAGCCAACUCUAAAGGAGGAUUCAAAACAGAACUUGGUACCUGGAGAAAGGACCAGCCUUCAACAUAACAGCUUUGUCCUGAGCCCACAGGCCACUACACAAGAUCCUCCUCUAAAGUCAGCAAUUGGAAGUAAACAAAGUGCAUCAGUAAAUACUCCUUCAUUAAGUUGGUUAUCAAAUCUAACAAGUGGAAAUGUGAAUAAAGAAAACAAAGAGAAACUCCUCAUACCUAUUCCAAAGAAUGAGAACAAACCUCUCCAGACACUCCCUAGCUUAGCCAAGCCUGCUGCAGCCCUGCAGACGUUCAACAGUGCAAUACUGACACCCGUGAGCAACAACAACACGGGCUUCUUGAGGAACCUGUUAAACUCUUCUGGAGGAAAGACAGACAACGGACUCAAGAGUACACCCAAAAUCCUUGACGACAUUUUUGCUUCCCUGGUGCAAAAUAGAACCAUUACAGACCUGCCUAAGAAACCUCAAGGACUGACUAUAAAGCCUACGAUCAUGGGCUUUGACACGCCGCACUACUGGUUAUGUGAUAACCGCUUGCUGUGUCUGCAAGACCCCAACAAUGAAAGUAACUGGAACGUCUUCAGGGAGUGCUGGAAGCAGGGACAGCCUGUAAUGGUGUCAGGAGUGCAUCACAAAUUAAAUGCAGACCUCUGGAGACCAGAAUCCUUUAGGAAAGAAUUUGGCCAACAGGAAGUGGAUCUGGUUAACUGCAGGACCAAUGAAAUCAUCACUGGAGCUACUGUAGGAGACUUCUGGGAUGGAUUUGAAGAUAUCUCAAGUCGCCUGAGAACAGAAGAAGGAGAACCAAUGGUGCUGAAGCUUAAAGACUGGCCUCCAGGAGAAGACUUCAGAGACAUGAUGCCUUCUCGGUUUGAUGAUUUGAUGAAAAAUAUUCCCUUGCCAGAAUACACCAGGAGGGGUGGCAAGCUCAACCUUGCCUCUCGACUGCCCAACUACUUUGUACGACCAGAUUUGGGCCCCAAGAUGUACAAUGCCUACGGCUUAAUAACACCAGAGGAUAGAAAAUACGGCACAACAAACCUCCAUUUAGAUGUGUCUGAUGCAGCCAACGUUAUGGUUUAUGUGGGUAUCCCCAAAGGCCAGGCAGAUCAAGAAGAAGAAGUGCUUAAAACCAUACAGGAUGGUGAUUCUGAUGAAUUGACCAUUAAGCGCUUUACUGAAAGCAGAGAGAAACCUGGAGCUCUAUGGCACAUUUAUGCUGCCAAAGAUACAGAGAAGAUCCGGGAAUUCCUUAAAAAGGUUGCAGAGGAACAAGGUCAAGAAAACCCUGUUGAUCACGAUCCCAUUCAUGAUCAGAGCUGGUACCUGGAUCGGUCGCUAAGAAAACGCCUUCAUCAGGAGUAUGGAGUUCAAGGCUGGGCUAUUGUACAGUUUCUAGGAGAUGUAGUUUUCAUUCCAGCAGGAGCUCCACACCAGGUUCAUAACUUGUACAGUUGUAUUAAAGUUGCAGAAGACUUUGUAUCCCCAGAGCAUGUCAAACACUGCUUCUGGCUCACUCAGGAAUUUAGAUAUCUGUCACAUACGCAUACGAACCAUGAAGAUAAAUUGCAGGUGAAGAAUGUCAUCUACCACGCUGUUAAAGAUGCGGUUGGGAUACUGAGAGCGAACGAAUCCAGCCUUAGCAGACCGUGAAGCAGAAAGCCUUAACCACACACUCUGAAACAGAAGCGUUGGCAGCUGUUUUACCUACUCAGUCAGGACCUCUGUGGACUUUGAGCUUCUAUGAAUGUUACCUCAUCUUCCUUUCAGCAGUACCAGAGGCUCGUGGUACUAUAUUCUGUGUAUUCUUCCAAUGUUUACAAACCUGAUAUGUAUAUGUAGUAAUAUGUAUGGACUGUGGCAUACUGUGAAUGCUCAGUUGCAAUAGAACUUUAUACGGAGUUGCUCUCCAAACUGUACAAAUAUACCUCCUUAGAGAACUGUUGGAAAACUAUUCCAAAUUCCUUGUUUAAAAAAGAACAUUAUUCCAAGGCAUUGUAAAGCUCCAGUUUUUCACAUGUAUUUUGGGGUGGGAGAAGAAGCAGGAGUCACCCAGUUUAAUAACUGAUUUCCUUUUUUUUCCUGUAAGAAUGCAGUUCUGGGAUUUCACAUUAACAUAGAACUAGCAUUUAAAAGUAGCUUUAAGCUAUUGUAUAGUACCAUAGAGAUGGGGGUUAAACCAUCUUUAGAUAAAUGUAUUUAAAUUUCUAAAUGUUAAAAACAAAGACUUUUAAUCAAAACAGCUUCUGUUUGAAACUGCUCUUUCAGUUGAACUGAUGUUUGAUCCUCUGGUUUUUAACACUGAAUGGUCUACAUAAAAUUCUUCUAUUUCA